GCCCCUUCCUAAACCCUUGACCCCUGCCUUGUAGCCCCCGCAGUUUCCUGUUUGCCCAUUCUAUUUGCCCGGCCCAGGGACAGAGCUGAUCCUUGAACUCUCAGUUCCACAUCGCCAGAACCAGUGAGCAGUGACAGGGCUCAUCUGGGCUUAUCAGCCUUCCAGCCCAGCCCCUGCCUGGAGACAUAAAUAGGCCGGGAGGGCUGGAUGCUCGCUGAGAGACUAGCUCAGGGACUUUUCUAGGAGCUCCAGGGAGGUCACCCACGCCCUGCAGGAUGAAAGCUGUGGUGCUGGCCGUGGCUGUGCUCUUCCUGACUGGGAGCCAGGCUCGGCACUUCUGGCAGCGAGAUGAACCCCAGACCCCAUGGGAUCGCGUGAAGGAUUUUGCUACUGUGUAUGUGGAUGCCAUCAAAGAGAGCGGCAGAGACUACGUGGCCCAGCUGGAAACCUCUGUCUUGGGGAAACACCUAAACCUGAAGCUCUUGGACAAUUGGGACACCUUGAGCACCACCUUCAGUAAGCUGCGUGCAGAUCUUGGGCCGGUGACUCAGGAGUUCUGGGACAACCUGGAAAAAGACACAGAGUGGCUGAGGCAGGAGAUGAACAAGGAUCUGCAGGAGGUGAAGCAGAAGGUGCAGCCCUACCUGGACAACUUCCACAAGAAGAUGCAGGAGGAGAUGGAGCGUUAUCGCGAGAAAGUGGGGCCCCUGGGCACCGAACUGCGCGAAGGCGCUCGCCAGAAGCUGCAGGAACUUCAGGAGAAGCUGACCCCGCUGGGCGAGGACCUCCGCGACCGCGCGCGCGAGCACGUGGACACGCUGCGCACGCAGCUGGCGCCCUACAGCGACGACAUGCGCCAGCGCCUGACCCAGCGGCUCGAGGCGCUCAGGGAUAGCACCACCUUCGCUGAUUACCAGGCCAAGGCCAGUGAGCACCUGAAAACGUUCAGCGAGAAGGCCAAGCCCGCGCUGGAGGACCUUCGCCAGGGCCUGCUACCCGUGCUGGAGAGCCUGAAGGCCAGCAUCCUGAGCUCCAUCGACCAGGCCACCAAGCAGCUCACCGCCCAAUGAGGUGCUCUCGGCUGCCGCUGCCUCCUCCCCUUCCCAGCUUUCACUUUCUUAGAAUAAACAUUUCCAGAGUGGGAAA
Chinchilla lanigera (long-tailed chinchilla) is the source of this 1146-nucleotide messenger RNA. It is a transcript of the gene Apoa1, whose product is annotated as apolipoprotein A-I. Bases 276 to 1070 code for a protein of 264 amino acids. Lineage: Eukaryota; Metazoa; Chordata; Mammalia; Rodentia; Chinchillidae. The record is from RefSeq and is a predicted model, not a curated record. Gene Ontology annotation, cellular component: extracellular region. Gene Ontology annotation, molecular function: lipid binding; high-density lipoprotein particle receptor binding. Gene Ontology annotation, biological process: lipid transport; lipoprotein metabolic process. The transcript has 4 exons.